AUGUGCACACGAUUGAGAGCAAUUAAAGAACUUUUCCGGGAAUUAGUCGUCCAAGAUGCCCGUAGUUCAUCAUAUCCUAGGCAACAGUUACCGACCACGAUGGAUGAGAAAUAUGUGCAACAGACAUGGGAAUUACUGAAGCGAGCUAUUCAAGAAAUACAGCGAAAAAACAAUUCAGGUCUCAGUUUUGAGGAGCUUUAUCGGAAUGCUUAUACAAUGGUGUUACACAAGCACGGUGAAAAGCUUUAUAUGGGUCUCAAACAAGUGGUCAUCGAACAUCUGCAAACAACGGUGGUGAGAAAUGAGGUGCUAUCUGCAAUUAAUGGUAGUUUUCUGGAAGUCUUGAAUACGGCGUGGCAAGAUCACAUCGUAGCAAUGGUCAUGAUUCGAGAUAUUUUAAUGUAUAUGGACCGUGUUUAUGUGCAACAACAAAACGUUGAUCCUGUGUAUAAUUUAGGUCUUAUUUUAUAUCGUGACGAAAUAAUUCGGUAUGGUACACUAGGUGACACUUUGCGAAACAUAUUACUGAAAAUGAUUGCUGCAGAACGGAGUGGAGAAAUCAUUAAUCGGAUUGGUGUAAAGAAUGCGUGCAAUAUGCUGGUAGCGUUGGGUGUGGACUCAAGACAUGUCUAUGAAGAAGAAUUCGAAAAACCAUUUUUACAUGUAUCAGCAGAAUAUUACCGAGCGGAAAGUCAAAAUUUUUUGCUUGAAAAUAGCGCAUCAGUUUAUGUCAAAAAAGUGGAGGAAUGUCUUAUGGAAGAGUCAAAUCGUGCGAAAAUGUAUCUUGACAAGGGAACAGAGCAAAAAAUAUUAGAAGUAUUGGAUGAAGAAUUAAUUAACAGACAUAUGAUGACGAUUGUUGAAAUGGAUAAUAGCGGAGUUGUGCACAUGCUCAACAAUGAUCGUAUACAUGAUUUGCGUCGGUUGUACAUUUUAUUAAAACGAGUCAAAAAAGGUUUACCAACGAUGACUGAAUGCAUAAGUAAAUAUCUUCGAAGAAAGGGAGAAAUUCUAGUGAGUGAAAGUGUGGAAGGGGAAGCUAACGCGCCGAGAAAUCCAGUUGUUUAUGUUCAAGCAUUGCUUGAUCUCAAAGAUCAGUUCGAUCAUUUCUUGUUAGAUGCUUUCGAUAACGACAAAACAUUUAAACAGAAAAUACAAAGCGACUUUGAAUAUUUUCUUAAUUUGAACCCUAAAAGUCCUGAGUAUUUAUCGUUGUAUAUGGAUGAUAAAUUAAAAAAAGGAAUGAAAUUGAUGAAUGAAAGCGAGCAGGAAUUAUUACAGGACAAGUCAAUGGUCCUCUUCCGCUUUUUACAAGAAAAAGAUGUUUUUGAAAGGUAUUACAAAUCGCAUUUGGCGAAGCGCUUACUUCUGCAAAAAAGUAUGUCAGAUGACGCAGAAAAAGCUAUGGUUUCAAAGUUAAAGACCGAGUGUGGUUGUCAGUUUACUUCAAAAUUGGAAGGAAUGUUCAAAGAUAUUGAAUUAUCUAAUAUAUUGAUGGCAGAUUUUCGCGAUUACAAAGAGCGGAUAGAAAAUCAGGCGAACGAUUCAGUAGAUAUAACAGUACGUGUGUUAACAAGUGGUUAUUGGCCGACUCAAGCUGCUCCUGACUGUCUGCUUCCAUCAGUCGCAGCCCAAGCAUUUGAAAGCUUUAGGGCAUUUUAUCUCAGUAAACAUAAUGGUCGCAAAAUAACGCUUAAUCCUAUGCUUGGUCAUGCUGAUGUAAAGGCUGUUUUCUAUGGUACAAGUGCAAAUAUAGAAGAAUUAAGCCAGCAGGAAUCAGAUCUCGCUGGACCCUCAGUUGCUUCUCGAAGUAAAGAGGAACAUAAGAUUUUGACCGUGAGCACUUAUCAAAUGUGUAUUUUACUGAGGUUUAACAAUAAAGCUAAAAUAACUUUCGAGGAGUUAGCAGCAGAAACUCAAAUUCCUGAUAAAGAAUUAAAACGAUCAUUGCUUUCAUUAGCCAUGGGGAAGCCAACUCAAAGAAUUCUUUGCCGAAAAGGACAUGGGAGAGAAAUUGGUUCAAAUUUUAUUAAUUUUUUUUUACUUAUUGCAAUUUUAGAAAAUACUGAUGAAUUCUGGGUAAACGAUGCAUUUACCUCAAAGCUAACAAGAAUCAAGAUUCAAAUGGUGUCAGGCCGAGCUGAAGCGGAACCAGAAAGGAAAGAAACUCGCUCGAAAAUUGAUGAAGAUAGAAAACAUGAAGUUGAGGCUGCCAUUGUACGAGUAAUGAAAGCAAGAAAAAAGUUAUUACAUAAUGUUUUGGUCGCAGAGGUGACACAACAGUUAAAACACCGAUUUAUGCCAAAUCCUCAACUGAUUAAAAAGCGAAUUGAAUCAUUGAUUGAGCGAGACUAUUUAGCUCGCGAUAACAAUGACCAUCGUUGCUAUGAGUAUGUUGCUUGA
Molecule: messenger RNA, 2403 nt
Organism: Thelazia callipaeda (thelaziosis nematode)
Lineage: Eukaryota; Metazoa; Nematoda; Chromadorea; Rhabditida; Thelaziidae
Source: the annotation of a GenBank genome assembly